UAAGCACACUUGACUCCGGGAGGGAGAACCAGCAGCUACUCUUUCUGAGAAAGUGUCCACUUUGGUUGGCUCGACUUCUCCCUGCUAACAGGUACUGUGUGCUGUGUGCUGCCUGAGCUCGCGGAGUUUGUUCUUGUUUGCUCAGUCACAUUGUGUGACGACAUCUCUUCCUUUUCUCUUUCUCUCAUGUCAUUUUACAUCGUUUCAGUUCUCCUCCUUUCUUCUGUAUGUUCCCUUCCUGCCUCGCUGUUUGUGGUUUGUUGUUUUUAUGAGAUGUUGACCCUGCUGCGAUGGGAUGAAUUGUAUUUAAAUUGAUCAGAAUUUUUCACUUAUUUUGCAGGGUUUUCAUCAUUGAUUCAUCUGAGAAUUUGUUUUCUCGAUUGAUAGAAAUGAGGGUCUUCAAAGUCAGAAGUUGUACAGUUUAAGGCGACUUCUUCAGAUUGCUUUUUUUUUUAUUGUGUCCAACAACAGUUUUGCUUGCGCAAGACAAUAUAAAAAGAUAGGCUCCAUAUAAAUAUAUAUUCAGUUUACUAUAAUGUAAGACAAGGAACAUGCAGAAAAUCCUCACAUUUGAGAAGCUGGAACCAUGAAAUGUCAAAGGCAUAUUAAAAUAGUCGACUGAUCAAUUAACCAACUAACUGUGUCAGCUGUUCUUAUUUUACAGUUCAUUUCAACAGAAAAUAAUCUGAAUGUAACCAAGAACACAAGUUCCUCAAGCGUUUUUGUUUUUUUGUCAAAUCUGAGUAUUGCAUUCCACACCGGCCCAAAACAUUUCCCGCUGCUCGUCUUUCUCAUUGACAUCUGCUCUGAGAUGUGUGACGUACGUCGGUCGGAAGGGCUCCUACCCCCCCACCCGUCGGACAACACGAGGACGGGAUAAGCCUGUGGAUGAGCUGCCGGUGUUACGCAACCGGUGUCUCGGCCCGGAGAUAGAGCAGAGCUGAACUUAAGACACUUCUGACUUGUUCCUCAACGCACCAUGGGACCACCAGACUCACUCCGCUUCAUGUAUAGAUGGAGCUAUCACAGAGGAGCAGCACGCUGAGGUCAGUUAUGAGUGCCGUUACGUGAACGCAUCCUGACGGAGUUCGUUCAUUUGCAAACAUCCUUUUGUUAAUUUGCUUUCCUAUUAAAUUCCGCCGUAAUUCCAUUAGGCUCUUUUAAAUGCGUCAUCUCAUUAGCUCUCCUGGAAACGUCCCCCCAGUCUGCAGUGGCCUCCGUUAAUCCUCCAGUGGUGCAGGAUUUAUUGUUUGUCACAUUUACUUAUUAAGUUUUCUUUUUUUUUUUUUUAUGGAUAGUUUCAAUUUGCAUAAAAAAAACGCCGAAAAUGAGGAAAAAUAUCUAGUUUUUAGCUCGGCUGAGGUGGAAAAGUUGAUCUAUCGAUUAAAAACAUAGGUGAAAUGUGAACAGGCAUUUUGACGUCCAUGAUGUAGGUGACUUAAACAUCCAGUGACGAGACAAAAUCAUCACAUCUGUGUGGCGCAAUAAGGAGACCGCAAUGUUCCUCAAAGUAGUACAUGAAACAAAGGCCAAAUUUCCAUCCCGUCUUUUAAUUCUAGCAGCAUCCUCUUCUACUUCUCUGAUAGUUUAAUGGCAGGUGACCUAAGAAUUAGAGUCACCAGCUGUUUAUCUAGAUGAACCAACUCUCAAUAUUGACAUAACCAGCAAUCGUAGAUGGAAAUGAGCAUAUAUUGUCAUUUUGGUGUUGUAGAUUUUCUGGAAAUUGGUUUGGAAACUUGAUUAUUAUCUUGGAGAGAAACGAUAAUGUUUACGAUAAUGUUUUGACUAUUAAUUAGUCAUCUUGUCAUGGUUCCAGCACCUUAAGCGUGAGACUUAGCGUCUUCUAUUUGUCUUACUUUAGUUUGAUAAACUGAAUAUCUUUGGUCAAACAAAACAAGCCAUGAAAGAGGUUAUCUUGGGCUCUUCUGAUAGGAAGUUGUGAUGUGGGUUUUUAUUGGCAAAAUGUUUAUUCAAUGAUGAAAAUGACAGUUAGUUGCAGCUCCAAUUAGGGCAGGCAUUGGUAUUUUUGUGCUCGUAUAGAUGUGAACAUGUGAGUGGAGCAGUUUGGUUGUAUAAGACGCAGACAUGUUGUUGGUUUCCUCGUCCUGGUUCUGUUUUUAAACUCUGAUGUGAUCGUAUCGGAGGAGAGGGAGUGGGCAGCAGAGGCAGGAAAGAGACUGUGAGGGAGAACAUUUGAAAAUUGGGGGAUGAGGUUGAUGAUGAUGGGAAGAGGCAGAAGGGAGGGAGGAGAACAGGAAGACAAGGUGGGGAAAUUGGGGAUUUGGAGGAGGAGGAGGAGGAGCAUAAAGAGACAGCGAGGGAACGCCAUGUCUCUCGAGCUGUGUGUGGUUAUGUAAUGUUACCUCCUGCCUACUGCUGAUGGCGGAGGAAAGCACAGAGUAACAGCAGUGAAUGGCGUGGAGGUGGGUGGCAACAACAACACCACAGAGGAAGACGCUGCGGCAGUAUCCAUCGGAACCGUAUCAAAGGUCAAAAGCUGCUUUUACGUUUCUGUAAUUCAGAAUGUUUGUGGUUCGACAGACAGUCGAAACCUGCUUUUCUUUGAUUCAAAUGUGGUAGUAAGUCAAUGGAUUUGGGGUUUUUGGAAUGGAGAUUGGACAAAGCAAGUCAUCUGGAUACAUCAAUUCUGCAAGAUAAAAUCGAAGAGGCACAGAAAGAGCUCAAAGACCCCAAAGGCUCACAGAAAGGGAUAUCUGAAAGCAGUCGGAGAAAUGCAGAUAACAUAAAAGGCCUAAAGAGAAAAAAGGUUGUUACAGAGAAUCGGCUCGAGAAAAUUCCGAAAUCACCGGUGAAGAAGCCCCUGCAUUUGAAAACAUCUGAAACUGCGCUUCACGAAGCAGCGUCCAAGGAAACUACACCUUCUUCUUGCUGCUCCUCCUCCAACAGUCCUUCCCACAAUCCGUCAACAUCCCCCAGUGAGAAAAGAGACCCACAAUAUGCCCAACCAGUUGCGACAUCCCCUCACAAGGGGUCACCUUCCACCGACGCUGACAGGCUGAAGCAGGAAGAAACGACCUCCAGGCCACCAUCACUUGAGCCCAUUGCUGGUGAGAAGGGCUCAUUGACUAAAGUGUCUCAGUCCAAAGACAGCGAGAGCAGAGAGCCCAGCUUUGAGGGGGAUCCUUACCACAGCAGUGCUCCACUUGAUGUUCUACUUAAGGCAAUGGAGCCUGACUUUAGUACACUGGCCGAGAAGAAGAACUCCUUGCAGGUCGCAGAAAUCGGAAAACCAGCUUCCACCCUUAAUGCUCAAUCUAGUUGUGAAUUAACAACAAUGCCAGCUGUCAAUAUUGGUCUUCAGAACCCAGCUUCCCAUAUGCAGACUUAUUAUAUUGACAAGCAAGGCAACUUUAUUGGCAUUGCAGCACCACUACAGGGAAAUAUGCAGACAUCUACACAGGGUACUCCCAUGCAGUCCUCUCCGCUUGCUACACCGCAUUUUAUGCCGGAAAAGAAUAGCUUGCACGUGAGCUUUAAUACUGGACCAUCAACUAUAACACAUGCACCUGUUCCCUCAGGCUCCAAUGCUUUGCCACAAAGCCAACCACCUGUUGUGCACACAUGCCAGUCUCUCUCAGCAAGUGUUCCCAGCACCAUUCAGGUCCCAGUUACACCUUGCAGCAACCAAGUUCAGAUGACCUCUGUAAUGAAUUUUGGUGCUGAUCAGGUUUCCAAGGACCAAAAGCCUAAGAAGCCUGGAAAGUAUGUUUGUGAAUACUGCAGUCGGGCAUGUGCAAAACCCAGCGUGCUGCUCAAACACAUCAGGUCUCACACAGGGGAAAGACCAUACCCCUGUGUAACUUGUGGCUUCUCAUUCAAAACCAAGAGCAACUUGUACAAGCAUAAGAAAUCACAUGCUCAUGCUAUAAAACUGGGUCUCAUUGCACGCUCUGAAUCUGGAGGUGGCUCACUCUCUCAAGAAUCAGACAAAGCCCUAGGAACACAUUCAGAGGCAGAAGAGAGUGGGGACAGUGACGAGGAUGGUAGCACUGCAGACCUGGACCCUGACUCGUCACAGAGUAGUGUGGCAGCUAUGUCUGAAAAUAGUUUACAGAGUGUAGGUACAACCCAAGCAAGCCACGGGGAAGCAGACUCAUCGGCUAUGUUUGAGUCAAUUAAAGCAGCCCCAGGUCAGAGGACGCAUGAGCCCAAAGUCACAGCUGCACUUCCAAAAGUUGUUGUAUACCCUGUCAAUGUCUCCCCUCUGAGGGCAGAUAGCCCGAGAGUCACAUGCGCAGCACCUGAGCAAGCGGCUGCACAACGGCAACGAGAGUUCCAGACUGCUAAUAUGAGAUCAAGCAUCACAGUCCUGUCAUCUCUUAAAGAGGUGGAUGGUACAAAUCCUUCACUAGAUACUGUGAGUGAAGAUGAAGACCAACAUUGCAAGUCUCCACUGUUAGGUGGACAUGCUCAGCUUCAGAGGCAACAAGCAACAGACUUUUCCCAACAGCAGCUGGUCAAGUGUCUACUAAGCCCUCGCAGUUUAGGAAGUACAGAUUCUGGCUACUUCUCGCGUUCUGAAAGUGCUGACCAGGCAAUGAGUCCACCUAGCCCCUUUGUUAAGAUAACUCCACCAGUGGACAUUGACAUUGCCAAGAAUACCCUUCCCAAUGUCCCUCCUGUGGCUGCCACAGUAAUGCAUGUAGCAGCUGAGCAAAAGCCACGAGCCACAGAAGGACAGAUGCGUCCACCAUUAGAAGCCAAAGCACUCUCUCUGGAAGAACGAAUUUCAAAGUUGAUAUCCGAUAAUGAGGCAGUAGUUGACAACAAGCAGCUGGACAGUGUAAAGCCAAGGAGGACAUCUCUCUCAAGGAGAGGCAGCAUAGACUCUCCUAAAUCAUACAUAUUUAAAGACUCAUUUCAAUUUGAUCUUAAACCAAUAGGAAGAAGGUCAAGUUCCAGCUCAGACAUUCCCAAGUCCCCAUUUACGCCUACAGAUAAAUCAAAGCCAGUAUUUCUUCUCUCUGUACCUUCUCAAUACCCACCAAUGGAUUGUUUGCCAAUAACAAGAAGUAACUCUAUGCCUACUACACCAGGACACUCUGCUGUUCCCCUUAAUGUUGCCCCCAUCCCCCACCCUCUGCGAAUUUGUCAGUCAUUUGAUGACAAGAUGAGUUUGUUUAAUGAUGAAGUAUUUUCAUCAGCCCCAUCAACUCCAAAUCCAGCAAUACAUUCUCGUACCUUAGUCAGACAAGCAGCAGUGGAAGACUUUACCACAAGUGAGGGACAUGGCCUCCCUACUGUUCGCUCCAUGGAUGAGGGCUAUCAUGGUCAAAGCAGUUCCACUGAGCUGAUGCAAAGAAGCAGAUCUUUUGAGCACAGUCAGGACAGAAACAGAAAGCCUCAGCAGAACAAAGGCACGAUGUACGAGUGUGAAACGUGUCGGAAUCGGUACAGAAAGUUAGAAAAUUUUGAAACUCACAAGAAAUUCUAUUGCUCUGAGCUUCAUGGUCCAAAAAACAAGUCAAUCAUGGUUAAAGAAACGGAUCAAGAUGUUUUUCACGUUAACAUAAUGCAGCCCACAGUCCCUAGAUCAACUAGUGGCACAGGAAUACUUGAUCAACAGACAUCAAUUAGGAAGAGAAGGAAAAUGAAAAGUGUUGGAGAUGAGGACGAUCAAUCUCCGACUGACACCAUUCCACCUUGUUCGGUUAGUUUUGAGCUACCGACAGCUUUGGCAAGUCAGACUAUUUCUCAGCAUGCUGUAAUAGUAGACAUACAGCCCAAAAACAAUCAGUCAAAGCUACCUCAGAUUCAGCUGUUAGCUAGAAGUAUUAAUACUUCGGAUUCCAGACUGUCACCAAUACGAGAGACCCAGAUCAGCACUUCUCCUAAAGGACAAUUGCAAAGGCAAGGCAGUGGUACUUCCGUCAUCAGACACACCAACUCUCUCAGCAGACCCAAUUCAUUUGAAACUGAAUCUGUUGACAGGGCCUCUCCUGUUGAUAUUUUGGAGAAGGAUCCCCUCAACAAACUCAAAACUGAUGCAAUAGCAAAUGUCUCAGCUGACAGCUACCAUGAAAAAAUGUCCCAACCCAAGAAUGCUGACUAUGGAAAACAAAGGAAGGAACAAUGCACUGAUGGCGCAGUAGCAGCAGUUGGUGACAACACUACUCCUGUCCAUCAGUCUCGUCUGGUUCGUCAAAAUAACAUCCAAGUUCCUGAGAUUCUGGUCACAGAGGAGCCCGACAGAGAACAUGAAACGCAGACUACUGAGCCAUCGGAUAAGCCUGCAGAUCAGUUCAGCUGGCCUCCGAGAAGUGAGAGCUUGUCAAAGGUACCAGCAGAGAAACUUCCGCCGAAAAAGAAAAGAAUUCGUCUUGCUCAAAUGGAUCACUCCUCGGGUGAAUCCAGUUUUGAGUCCAGCCUCUCGCGAAGCCUCAGCAGGGAGAGUAGUCUUUCUCGUUGUUCCAGCAUCUCUGCCUCUUUUGACAGAGAUGAGCCAUCUAGGUCAGAGAGUCCUUCCAGAGGGGAGUGUGUCAACAAAGUUCCAGAGCCAAAAGGUUUGCCAAUAGCCUUCAACACCCUUGGUGUGCCUGGUAUGAUGAGGCGUGCCGCAUCUGAACAGAUCACUUGUACUCAACCAUCUGUGGAGAUUUCAUGCGACUACCGUAGCAAGUCCUUUGACUGUGGCAAUGUAUCCCCCAGCAGAUCUCUGUCACCUGCUGGCCAGCCAAAAAGUGGACAAAUCCCUCAAGUUUCCCAGGUGCCACUUAUUGAAAGGAGGCGGGGGCCAUUAGUUCCCCAAAUGUCUUUAAAGAUAGGCCUCGAGAGUCAGCAACCUGUUCGGAAAGCUGUCAUUCCUCUAGAUAAACCUCCCAUUACGAAUGUUAGCUCUUUAACUCAGACUAGAUCCCAGCAGAUUCACAUUGCCAAUAGGCGCAAUGUGGCUCAGCCUUUCAUCCUGCACACUGGAGAAGCACCCUUGCAAAAGAAUGAGCAGAUUGUGCAAAGCAUUCAUUUGGGUAGCCUAAUUCAGCAGCCUCAAGUCCAUGGCCUUCCACACCCUUGGCAUCAAACAUCAAGGGUUCAAAUAUGCCAAAAGAUGCAACCACCUCUGAGCCAGAUCGUAGUUUGUCGUGAGAAUGUCCAAAACAAACCAGCCACCUCUGAAGAAAAGAAAGAAAGAAGUUUUGUGCCCAAAUACCAACUGCAGUGUCCCGCUCUGAGAGCAAGCCAAACAUUUUCAUUCUCCAGCACACAGGGCACGCAGACAGCCUUGCCAAUUUUAACAAUACCUAUUGCUAAUCCAAUCUUGAGCACGUCAGACGUACUCCAAAAUGUAUACGUUGGUCAACCCAAUCAACAGGCCUCUGAGAUUAAGACACAGACUGUCGUUUUGUCAGGUGAACACCAAAGGGACCCAUUUGGUCAGAACCAAGCAGGUGUUAUACCAUUGCCACAGAUCCUCAUUACUCACGAGCAGAUGCACCCUGCUCCCUCUGUGUCCAAUAAAAAUAGUCUCUCAUCCACUCACAGUGUAGAGAGUGAUAGUCAUGCUGUACCAACAACAAAGAAGGACAGGACUCAAACAGUUAGCACUCAUAACCAUACUGGUGAACAAGCACCUUCUCUUGGGUCUUUACAUUGCACAAAGAAACUGUCUUCAGUGACUCUAUGCCCACAGCAGGAACCCACUGCUUCAAGUAAACGAAUGCUGUCACCUGCCAACAGCUUGGACAUCUACAUGGAAAAGCACCAAAAACGGGCUAAGGAUGAGCAUGGCGUGGCCUGUCUAACUGACGGCAGAUCGGUCAAUUAUCUUAAUUCUAAGAUGUCAGAGGUUACCAGACAGCGGAAGUUUACACUUGUUAGGCAGGUUUGCACAACUGAACCAGUGGACAGUCCCAUUGAAACUGAGGCCCCACCUCUGCCGCAGGUUAAAACCGAUGGGGAGAAGGACUCACAGGCUACUGAUGACGUUAAGCCCAUGUCACCUGACAGUGCUGGGCUGAAUAAAGACACAAGCACUGUUAUUCAUGAAGAGGCAGGCCCUGCCCUUAAUAUUACAACUGGUAGCCAGGGCACCUCCAUGCCAGCUAACAACACUCUGAAACCCCAAGAGAAAGCUGAGGAACAGAGAUGGACUCUUGCCAAAUCUCCUAUUAGGCCCUCCAGCUUUCACGGUGGUCAGGUGAAACUGACCACAUCUGUGUCUAUGGUAAACACCAAAGACAGUCAUCGCCUGUCUUUCCCCAGCUUGAAGACUGCCACCACUUUCACGUGGUGUUUUUUGAUGAAGCGGAAACCUCUUCACGUUCCACAGACUGACCUGAAGACUUCAGCCUAUGCUGUCUGGACUGUCAGCCCUAACAACCAUAACCUGCUUGGGUUGCCCACCAAGGUGGUCAUGUCUCUGUUUGACUCCAAGCAGAGCUCCAAGAAAAUGCACUACACCUCGGCCAUAACAACUAGCGGGAAAUCCGACAUCUUGUCUUACUCGGGCAAGCUGAAAGACGUCAUGCCCAGGGUGCCAAUAACCCAGAAGUCUAUAUCAGUUGAAAGCAGAAGUAAAGUGCAGCCAGAACCUCAGGCCAGCAUCGAGUCAGACAAGGAGGUGGUAUCUAAAACAGAACCAAGACGGGUCAAAAUAUUCGAUGGCGGAUACAAAUCUAACGAGGAGUAUAUUUACGUACGUGGGCGUGGACGCGGUAAAUACAUCUGUGAGGAAUGUGGGAUCCGCUGCAAGAAGCCGAGCAUGCUACGCAAACACAUCCGCACCCACUCAGAUGUCCGGCCAUACCACUGCGUCCACUGCAACUUCUCUUUCAAGACGAAAGGGAAUCUGACCAAGCACAUGAAAUCCAAGGCCCACAGUAAGAAAUGCAUGGAGAUGGGGGUUCCUGAGGGUCUCAUUGAGGAUCAGGAUGCAGAGGACUCAGGGGACCGGAGUCAGGUGAGCAGUGCAGACCGCCAAGAUUCAGAGGGCGACGACUCCGAUGGCCCCGAUGAUGAGGAGAAUGACGACAACGAGGAGGAAGAGGAGGAUAGCCAGGCAGAGUCUGGUCUGUCUACCAACCCUUCUGUCUGCGCCAGCCCUCAGCACAUCGCUUCCAAAGAGCCUGAAGUCCCUCCUAGCACCCUGCUAGCCAAGAUGUCAAUCUGCUCAGUCUCCCUGCCUUUCUCCCGGCCUCCAGCCUCUCAAUCCUACGCAUCAGACUUUGAAUCUGUCCCCAUGAUGAGCCCCGUGUCCCUGAGCAAGCAGAUAUUCAUCUCUGGGUCCUGCUGCAGCUCAAUGCCCCUCCCUUACUCUCCUCCGCCUGUUGCCACCACAUCAGACUCCUACACCUCAGACACAGAGUCGGUGCAGAUGAUGAGCCCAGUGUCCCCGUGCAGGCAGAUGUCCAUCGACUACCCUGACUUUGAAGUGCCCCCUAGUCCCCCAGUGCCAGGCAAGGGCUCCAAGCUAGGCCAGAACACCUCCUCGGCACCUCCCGCUGUGGCAACCAGCGAAUCGGGCAUACCCGUGAACCGCAGCACUCAGACUUCCUCUUAUGCUUCUCAAGGCCUCGUGCACUUUCCCCCACAUGGUCUAUCCCAAACGCCAGGAACAGAGACCCAGACGCACCUGUUCAGUCACCUGCCCCUGCACUCCCAGCAGCCGUCUCGCUCCUCUUACAGCAUGGUACCGAUUGGGGGAAUCCACCUGGUGCCCGCUGGCCUGGCAGCUUACUCCACCUUCUUACCGAUCCAGGCGGGCCCCGUCCAGCUCACCAUCCCAGCAGUGAGCGUCAUUCACAGGAACACAAGCCCGUUACCAGCUCUCAACACUCCACCCCAUCCGGAGGGCUUGCAAACCCAGCCACUUGUGGUGCAGGAACCAAUCAGUAGUGUGCUGCCCUGCUUCCCCUUAGGGCAGGUCACUGGCCUGCAGGCUCAAACAAUACAGCCAGUAGGUCUGGAGACACUAAACCUCAUGGGGCUCACAAACACAGGCCUGGCAUCCACACAGCUGCUGCCCCAGCAAGGGCUCACCCUCAAUGCCACCCUCGGGCUGCAGGUGUUAGCUGCCAACCCCACCUCCCAAAGCAGCACCUGCCCGCAGACACACAUCCCAGGUCUGCAGAUAGUUAACAUCGCCCUGCCUGCCAUCAUUCCCUCUCUCAGCCCCCUCUCCACACGUAGUCCUCUCCCUGGGUUGUCAGAGAGGCAGUGCAGCCCUGAAGCUCCGGGAGCUCAGCCGUCUCAUAGUGAACAUUGGCUUGGUUCUUUACGGAGCUGCAUGUCUGCUUCCCCGACCGGCCCGUUUAAGGUCAGCAGCUGUCCAGAAGUGGCCUCGGGCAGCAGAGCUAGCCCCGGAGGCAACAGCAGCAGCAGCAGCAGCAGCAGCGCAGAGCUCACACAGACCGUUGAGAGGCGAGAAAGGGAUAAAUCCCCACGGCAGCAUCGAACACCAGCCCCUGAGAGAAGAGCAGACAGUGCUACGGAGUCACCAGUUGAGGGAGCUAGUGAUCCUGCACCUCCUAGACCACCGCCAGUGCCCAGCUGGCAGAGGGUGAAUGAUGACUAUAAUGAGGUAUCCAGUGAUGAUGAAGACAGACUGGUCAUUGCCACCUGAAAACCCCACACGGAAAGCUCUUCUUGUUCUCUUUUUGUAAUUCUUGUCACUUUGUAAGACUGAAAACACUUUUCAGGGGGUUUGUUUCGUUGCAAAUCACCUUUCAAAGCACAGAUGCUGACAUUCAUAUUGUACGUGCAAUCAUACAAUUAUAAUAAUGACCAAUAAUUUUUAUUUGUACCUUUUUUUUUGUCCGCUCCAGACAAUUUCUUUUUUUGUACAUGUUGUAUAGACAAUUGUGCCUUUAUGGAGUUUCUUGUUUAGGAACCUGUACAUAAUUCCUUAUAAAUUCAGUAGUUGCUUGUUUAUUUAAAAAAGAGAGACAGAAGUAAAGAGAGGCAUAAAAAUGGAGGAUAUCAAUUUAAUUUUGGAGGAUUUGUCAUUCGUAAAUUAAAUUUAUGGAAUUAUAAAUGUUGUACUGGUAUAUGUACAUUUCUAUGGAUUAUUGGGCAAUGUUUGUGUACAGAUGUUGUGUUCAACUAUUUAUUAUAAUCCAUCUAGUGCCCAUUAUGAUUCAUAAGUCCAUAGGUAUGUGCAUUAUGGUAGCUUUACAUUGCUGUAUCAAUAUUCUUAACUGUAUCAGUAAAAAUUUGUUUACAAACA
Molecule: messenger RNA, 11182 nt
Organism: Anarrhichthys ocellatus (wolf-eel)
Lineage: Eukaryota; Metazoa; Chordata; Actinopteri; Perciformes; Anarhichadidae
Gene: hivep1
Product: HIVEP zinc finger 1
Exons: 8
Coding region: 2588-10579 (2663 amino acids)
Biological process (GO): regulation of transcription by RNA polymerase II
Cellular component (GO): nucleus
Molecular function (GO): DNA-binding transcription factor activity, RNA polymerase II-specific; RNA polymerase II cis-regulatory region sequence-specific DNA binding; zinc ion binding
Source: RefSeq, a predicted model, not a curated record